Solea senegalensis (Senegalese sole) is the source of this 1354-nucleotide messenger RNA. Its product is annotated as four and a half LIM domains protein 1-like. NCBI's taxonomy places the organism in Eukaryota, Metazoa, Chordata, Actinopteri, Pleuronectiformes, Soleidae. The coding region runs from base 884 to 1240 and encodes 118 amino acids. The record is from RefSeq and is a predicted model, not a curated record. The transcript is spliced from 4 exons.
GUGGAGAUGGAUGUGGAGAGCAACUGCAGUGGAUGCAGUUUUAUUUUUAUUUUUGUCAUUGCUUUGCUUAAGGUUGACGUUACAGGUUGUUUUAAGGAAUCAUAUCUCACAUGUUGCUGUCAGACAAUACUGUACAUAACUGAAUAUGUAUUAUUUUUUUCACCUUCUUUUAGCACAAAUUACUGCUCCUGUUAAAUAAUGUGUUGUUUAAAAUGUGAUAUUUUCCUAUGACCAAAACAAGUUUUAAUCUCUACAUGUACUUUCAGAUUAUCAAUUUUGGUUUUUUUUGUUUGUUUUUUAUUAAAUAAACUCUUCUGCACCUUUUGUAAGCAAUUUUGUCCUGAAAGCAUUGAUGGUUUUGAUGUGUUGCUGAAAAUAAACUUUCUACAGAACGGGAAAGGUGUGAACCAUUUGCACGUGAUUUGAAUAUUGAAAUCUCUCCGUUGUCCAAACGGGAAAUAGGAUUUUUUUGAAUUAUUCAAAUGAAAACAUUUACCUGCAGUAAAGGAAGUGCAAGCUUUCUGUGUAACCUACUGUCAGAGAAUGUUGUGUUAGUUCUUUGACAGGAGCCAUCCCAGUGACAGGUCAGUCUCCUGCUGCUGCCUUUAUGUUGCUCUCUGUUCAGUGAUUUCACUCUGCGGUGUUUACAGAAAGCUGUGCGUGUGUUUGUCAAAAGUAAUUACCUUCUGGUUCAGUACCUUCUUUUGUGUGGGAGUAAAUAAUUUUCUUUUUCAGACUACGCUUUGAUUGGACUGGUAAGAUGUUGUCCACUUAUCUCUGUCGCACUAUUGUCUGUAUCUAACCCACACACACACACACAGCUGUGUGUUCAAGGAUCUUUUCUGUUGUCACUGCUGGACCACAGUGCUACUUUGUUCUAAGGAUGACUCUCAUCUACAAUGUCCUGAUUGCAUUUGCCUCUCUGUGUCUGCUGAUAUUUCCUCAGUCUUCUUAUUGUGGAAAGGAGAGUGUGGAGUACAAAGGCAACUGCCAUUACAAUGAAAGUUUCACCCUUUUCAACUGUACAAACGGCUCCCAGAGUGUCGUCUCUGAAGAAAGAUACCUUUACUGCUAUAACAAGAUGUUGGCUAAAUACUGUGUUUGCGAACAGACUAAAAGCCAUGGAAGAGUGAAGUGCAAGGACAACAGCCACCGUUUAGUGUGCAACAACUGCUCAAGGUCUCUGGGAGGGUUGAGUUUCUCCUGCGUCGACUGUUACAAGAAGAAGUGCAGUGGGUGAAACAUCAUGAAACAUCAUCUAACUCCAAGGAGUGAAUGAAUGAAUGAAGGCUGAGACAUUUUACAGCUCAUAUAAUAAAAAUAAUGCCACGCUGCCACGCACAAAGAACGAUGC